This is a messenger RNA of Aphidius gifuensis, 1304 nucleotides long. It is a transcript of the gene Arpc5, whose product is annotated as actin-related protein 2/3 complex subunit 5-A. The record is from RefSeq and is a predicted model, not a curated record. NCBI's taxonomy places the organism in Eukaryota, Metazoa, Arthropoda, Insecta, Hymenoptera, Braconidae. Gene Ontology annotation, biological process: regulation of actin filament polymerization; Arp2/3 complex-mediated actin nucleation; cell migration. The transcript is spliced from 3 exons. Gene Ontology annotation, molecular function: actin filament binding. Gene Ontology annotation, cellular component: actin cytoskeleton; Arp2/3 protein complex; cytoplasm. Bases 118 to 588 code for a protein of 156 amino acids.
UUUUUUUUUUUUUCUCUGACUCAGUGUGUGAAUAAUCAAGUACUAUCAAAACCGACACGUCAAAUUGUUAAAUAAAACAACAAUUAAUACUCAAGUUAAAUUAUUAAAUAAUUAAAAAUGUCACGAAUUGAUGAUAAAAAAGAUAUGGGUACGAGUUUUCGUAAAUUUGACGUUGAUGAAUUUAGUGAAAAUAAUUUUAAAGAAGAAGAUGGUGAUGGUGGUCUUGUUGGUUCAACUGGUCCAGAUGAAAAUGAAAUUCUAAAUUUACUUAGCCAAGGUAAAAAUGCAGAGGCUUUAAUAUCAGCUCUAAAAUCAGCACCACUUGAAUGUAAAAAUCAACAAGUCAAGGAUUAUGCAAGAAACGUAACUCAAAAAAUACUUUUGAGUAUUAAAUCAAAUCAAAUUGAUGAAGUAUUGGCACAAAUGGACAGAGAUAUGAUUGAUGUACUUAUGAAAUAUAUUUAUCGUGGUUUUGAAAUACCAAUCAAGGACAGUAGUUCACAUUUAUUAACAUGGCAUGAAAAAGUAUAUGGUAUCAAUGGAAUUGGAAGUAUUGUUCGAGUAUUAACUGACAGCAAACGAGCAUAACUGCUCCAACAUCAUUCAUCAUGAUCAUCAAUAUAAUAACAAUAAAAUUUAUUAAAACUUAUUAUUUCCUGUUAAAAAAAAACAUAACUAUUACAUUUUUCUAAUUAAACUAAAAGAAAAGUAUAUAUAUAUAGCUGAAAAACUAAAGAUACAAGGAAAGCAAUAAAGUGUUCAAUUUUGUUUUUUUGUUAACAUCAUUAUUUGUAUUUUUUUCUUUUUUCUUUAAUUUUUAUUAUAGAUAAAUAUUUAUAUAAUUAAAACAACGAUUACAUAGGAAACAACGUGACAAUGUUUUAAGCAAAAGUACAAAUUAAUUACCCUGAAAAUUUAGCUUAUGUUUGACUUUUUUUCUUUGAAUUAUUGUAAAAAUUUGAUGAAAAAAUUUCUCCACUUUUUUUGUUAUUUCUCUCGUCUUUGAGGAAGCCAGGUGACACAUUAAUUAACAUUUUUUUUUUCUCUUGUUAUUAUUCAAUUAAUUGUGAUAAAAAAAUGUUACGUAUGUUUCAUUUUAUUAAUAUUAUAUUAUGAUUAUUUUUUUUUUGUUUAGAAUUUGGGCCACUAUGGUUUAUCUUCUUUUUUUUUUAAAUUUACUUUAAUCUUAGUUUUGUUUUUUAAACUUUUUUAGUAUCCUAGAUAACUAGGUUGGCUGUUAAUUUGUAAAUAAGGCAGUUAUUUAUUCACACUUGCUUUUAACUGUAACCAUAAUCAUAUUUGUC